AGUUUAAAAAAAGCAAUUUGCAGAACUGAAAUUCCAUUGGGAUUUUCAUAUUUUCAUUUCUUUGUGAUAAGUUUUUAUUUUGUCAUCUCAAGUAACAUUCGCAAUUAAUAUUUAUCAGUUAUUCCUUAUAGCUUUUGAAUAAUUUAAAUCUUCUCCUCUAUCAUGGAAAUACCUGAAAUUAGAAGGCGACAUGAUUCUUACAACUUUAGUAAUCUUGCAAAACAUGAAGCUAAAGAAGGCUGUUACUCUGACAUCAAUUCACUUUUGGAAACAUGCCCAAAAGAAAAAUUAGAUGAGUUCAGGAAAAAUCUCAUAGGCUUUAAACAGUUGUUUUCUCGAAUGGUAGAUGAUGAUGAACCUCAUUUGAACUGGAACAGCAUAUCUCCACCUCCAAAAGAAUUGAUAAAAACAUAUGAAGAAGUUAUGCUAAAGUCAUCUACAGAUGUAAAAAAAUUGUUAGACAAGCUUGUUGUUGUUAAACUAAAUGGUGGUCUUGGUACUAGUAUGGGUUGCACUGGACCAAAGAGUGUAAUAACUGUUCGAAAUGAAUUCACUUUUUUAGAUAUGCAAGUCCAGCAAAUUGAGUUUCUUAAUAAAAAGUAUGGAUCAAAUAUACCAUUGGUUUUAAUGAACUCUUUUAACACUCAUGAGGAUACCAAAAAUCUUUUGCGAAAAUAUAUUCAUGUGAAUGUUAACCUUCAUUGUUUUCAACAAAGUCAAUACCCUCGUAUUUAUAAAGAAUCCUUGCGAAUUGUCACAAAAUCUAUCUCGAGUGGUGAAGUAGGAAGUUGGUAUCCACCUGGACAUGGUGAUAUGUAUCAAGCAUUUUAUAAUUCUGGACUUCUGGAACAAUUUAUUGCAGAAGGGAAAGAAUAUGUAUUUGUUUCAAAUAUUGAUAAUUUAGGAGCCACAGUUGAUAUAUCCAUUUUAAACUAUUUACUUACUCUGCCAAUGGAAGAGAGAUGUGAUUUUGUCAUGGAAGUAACAGAUAAAACGAGAGCUGAUGUGAAGGGAGGUACACUUAUUGAAGUUGAAAAAAAGUUAAGAUUGUUGGAAAUUGCUCAAGUACCCAAAGAACAUGUAGAAGAUUUUAAAGCAGUUUCAAAAUUCAGAAUUUUCAACACAAACAAUCUUUGGAUUAGAUUAGAAGCUAUUAAACAAGCCGUAGAAGAAAAUACUUUACAUUUGGAGUUGAUAUUAAAUCAUAAGCAAUUGGAUAAUGGGGAGAAGAUUAUACAGAUUGAAACAGCUAUUGGUGCUGCUAUCAAAUGCUUUAACAAAGCUAUUGGUGUAAAUGUCCCUCGAAGUCGUUUUCUUCCUGUAAAAACUUGUUCUGAUCUUCUAUUGAUUACUUCUAAUCUUUACCACAUGAACAACGGAACGCUUACAAUGAACCCAAAGAGAAACUUUUUAACAACACCACUGGUGCAACUUGGAGAGCGUUUUCAAAAGGUGAAGGAAUACUUAAAUCGUUUUGAAACAAUACCUGAUAUAAUUGAGUUAGAUCAUUUGACAGUUGCAGGUGACGUUACUUUUGGAAGAAAUGUAACUCUUAAAGGUACUGUAAUUAUCAUAGCCAAUCAUGGUGAACGUAUUGAUAUUCCAUCAGGUGCGGUUCUCGAGAACAAGAUAGUUUCAGGAAAUCUUAGAAUUUUAAACCAUUAAGAAUGUUAACGCAGUUUGUUAAAACUUUUUACAGAUUUUCUUGUGUUUUAGUCUAAUUUUUAUUUUAAAAUUGUAUUUUAUAGUAUUCAGAUAGUAGAUAACGCAUGCAUGUUGUCAUUUGGCUUAAGGAACUUUUCUUUCUUAUUAUUUUUUUUUUUUUCGUUGCUUUUUUGAUACCUUUGUUUUUGUAUAUUUUUUGUUGCUAUGAGUUGCUAUGUACGUUGCUAUGCGUUGUGUUUUGUAUCGUGUAUGUUACUUAUUUUAUUCUUGUGGGAAAAAAAUCUUUAUUUUAUCAAAAUGAUAAUUUUAUCUUAAAUUUUUAAAAAUAUAUUCAAAUUUUUAUUAUAAUGAGCUUAAAAUUUUAAGAAUUAUU
Hydra vulgaris (swiftwater hydra) is the source of this 2038-nucleotide messenger RNA. Its product is annotated as UTP--glucose-1-phosphate uridylyltransferase. NCBI's taxonomy places the organism in Eukaryota, Metazoa, Cnidaria, Hydrozoa, Anthoathecata, Hydridae. Gene Ontology annotation, molecular function: UTP:glucose-1-phosphate uridylyltransferase activity. Gene Ontology annotation, biological process: glycogen metabolic process; UDP-alpha-D-glucose metabolic process. The record is from RefSeq and is a predicted model, not a curated record. Gene Ontology annotation, cellular component: cytoplasm.